AUGAUUGAAACGCUUGUAACCAGUGAAGCUCAGGAACUGCUGUACCAGCUCGCAGUCCUGUUGGAACAGGAGUUACGAUGUCAGCCAAAGGCUUCUGGCCUGAGACUAAUUGAAUCAGCUCAUGACAAUGGCCUCCGAAUGACUGCGAGACUGCGAGACUUUGAAGUGAAAGAUCUUCUCAGUUUAACUCAGUUCUUUGGCUUCCAUACAGAGACGUUUUCUCUAGCUGUGAAUUUCUUGGAUAGAUUCUUGUCAAAAAUGAAGGUCCAGCCUAAACACUUGGGCUGUGUUGGACUCAGCUGCUUCUACUUGGCUGUAAAGGUAUUAGAAGAAGAGAGAAAUGUUCCCUUAGCCACUGACCUGAUUCGAAUAAGCCAGUAUAGGUUCACUGUUUCUGAUAUGAUGAGAAUGGAGAAAAUUGUGUUGGAGAAGCUGUGCUCAAAAGUCAAAGCUACAACAGCCUUUCAAUUUCUACAACUAUAUCAUUCACUUAUUCAUGAAAAUUUAAGCUGUGAAAGGAAAAAAUACCUUAAUUUUGAGAGACUUGAGACCCAGCUUAAGGCAUGUCACUGCAGAAUCAUGUUUUCUAAAGCCAAGCCUUCUGUCUUGGCGCUGUCUAUUAUGGCACUAGAGAUAGAAGAGCAAAAGCUGCUGGAGUUGACAGAGGCAUUGGAAUUCCUGCAGUUGCAUUCCAAGAUAAGCAACAGAGAUUUGACCUUCUGGAAGGAACUGGUAUUUAAGUGCCUUACAGAAUAUUCUUCAAGCAAGUGUUCUAAACCAAAUGUCCAGAAACUGAAAUGGAUUGUGUCUGGACGUACAGCACGGCAGCUUAAACACAGCUACUACAGGAUAACACACCUUCCUACCAUUCCAGAGACAAGCUCAUAA
Merops nubicus (carmine bee-eater) is the source of this 888-nucleotide messenger RNA. RefSeq names its product cyclin G1 (gene CCNG1). Gene Ontology annotation, cellular component: cyclin-dependent protein kinase holoenzyme complex; cytoplasm; nucleus. The record is from RefSeq and is a predicted model, not a curated record. Gene Ontology annotation, biological process: regulation of cyclin-dependent protein serine/threonine kinase activity; mitotic cell cycle phase transition. Gene Ontology annotation, molecular function: cyclin-dependent protein serine/threonine kinase regulator activity. The transcript is spliced from 5 exons. NCBI's taxonomy places the organism in Eukaryota, Metazoa, Chordata, Aves, Coraciiformes, Meropidae. The coding region runs from base 1 to 888 and encodes 295 amino acids.